UAACAUGCGACUGGAAAAAUUUAUUGUGCCUACCUGGUAUAUGUCUAUAUUGUGAUUUAAAAGAUCCAAUUCUCUUAAUUAGCACCGUGGAUUUUAAACUUCACGCUGUUCUUUAAAGAGUGGAGGUGUAAAUUUGUGUUACAACAAAAUUGUGGUUCGUUGUUCGGGUAGUGUGGUCUUGCGAUAGAGUUGAUAAAAGUGUUGAGUUAACUAUGUCACAAUUUAAUAAAGAAAAAAUGUUUUGGAGUGAUUCAUUUAGUAACUUACUGGUAAUAACAAUAAUGAUAAUUCUACUGUAUUUCAAAAACUAUUUCAAAGCUGUGUACUUGGCACUUAGACUUCCUGGACCACCGAUUCUUCCUUUACUAGGCAAUGUUCUGCUUGUUACAAAUAGUAAAAAAAUGGAAGCUAUCGCUAUAAAAAUGCCUGAAUUAUACUCUCCCGUUAUGAGAAUUUGGAUAUCCAUGAUUCCAUUUUUUCUGGUGUAUGAACCCAAACAUUUGCAAAUUGUUCUUGGCAGUAACAAAUAUUCAACUAAAAACAUGUUGUAUUCACUUUUACAUAACUUUAUUGGAGAUGGUCUAAUAACCAAUACAGGAGAAAAAUGGAAAUUACAUCGAAAACUAAUUCAGCCGUAUUUUCAUAUUAAUGUUCUAAAAGUCUAUUUCGAUGCUUUCUUUAAAUAUUCCACAGUCAUGGUGGCAGAUUUGGAACAAGAGACUGAUGUCAACGUGGUAAAAUUUGCAAACAGAUUUGUUUUAGAUGUUUUACAAGAUACUAUACUAGGACUUCCUGCAAGGACCGAUCAAUCUCCAUACAGAAAGGGUAAACUUUUUAUGCCAUAUCGCAUAACGAGACCGUGGCUACUUUUGCAAACUCUUUUUAAAAGAACAGAAUUUUCAAAGCAAGAAGCCGAACACCAAGUUCUGUUAAGAAACUACACAAGGAAAAUUUUAGAAAAUAAGAAGAACUCUUUUGGGUGCAGUAACUUUUCUGUUAAUAAUCUAAUGGAAAUGAUGAUAGAAAUUUCUAAAGAAAAUGAAGAAUUUACGGAAGAAGAUAUUAUUAACGAAGCGUGUACCUUCAUGUUGGCUGGUCAAGAUUCCAUUGGAGCUGCAUUAACGUUUUCUCUUUACUUUCUUGCUCUGCACCAAGACGUUCAAGACCGAGUAAUGGAUGAAUUAAAAAGUAUACUCAAGGGUGCUAAUCGUCCAAUAACAUUUGAAGAUGUAGGUGAAAUGAAGUAUCUAGAACAGUGUAUUAAAGAAACACUGAGACUGUGUCCAAGCGUACCAAUUAUUGCCAGAGUACUAACUGAAGAUUUGUCUCUAGGAAAAUAUGUGUUACCCGCAGGAGCCAAUGUUUUAGUAGCGCCUUUUGCCACGCAUCGCUUGCCACACGUUUUUCCAGAUCCAUUAAAAUUUAAUCCUGAUCGAUUCUCAACAGAAAACAAGUCGCAGAUUCAUCCUUAUGCAUAUAUUCCGUUCAGUGCAGGACCGAGAAAUUGUAUUGGUUACAAGUUUGCCCUAAUAGAACUGAAAACAGUCAUAUCACAAAUAUUAACAAAAUAUCAUUUAACACUGGCUCCUGGACACGAAAAACUAAAUUUUUCUUAUAGGAUAACUUUAAAAGCAAAAAAUGGAAUUUGGUUGAGGCUGAGGAAGAGAUGUGAAAAUUAGCUAACAAAACGUUUUUGAUACUACUUAUAUUUUGUAGCGUAACGCUUAUUUACAAAUUUUAUAUAUGCAAUAGAUAUAGAGAUGUAUUGAUAAUAUUUUUACAGCAGUUAUGUUGUCAUACUUUAAUUUACAUUCUAUAAAAUGAAAAUAAAUGUUUACUCUGUCAUAAAUUAA
Zophobas morio is the source of this 1853-nucleotide messenger RNA. RefSeq names its product probable cytochrome P450 4aa1 (gene Cyp4aa1). Gene Ontology annotation, molecular function: iron ion binding; monooxygenase activity; heme binding. The record is from RefSeq and is a predicted model, not a curated record. Bases 213 to 1679 code for a protein of 488 amino acids. Lineage: Eukaryota; Metazoa; Arthropoda; Insecta; Coleoptera; Tenebrionidae. The transcript is spliced from 10 exons.